GGUUCGUUAUCAGGUUAUCAGGAAGUAAACAAAAGCACAUUGUUGAUAAUUUUUUUUUGAUGGGUGCAAGUGAUUAAGUAUUUAUUUUUUCAAUUCCACGUGCUUUGAAAGUGAUUCUCAUCUAAAACUUUCAGCGAACAUGUGAAAUAAUUUACAUCCCUAACGCUGUUUACCGGUUACAAGGGUUUAUGUAUCUAAAGGUUCCAGUGAAGGUACUCUACAUUAUACUGUUUCACCCAUUGCAAAAGAAGGAACAAUAAGGCUGAAUUUACCAUGAGUAAUCGCAAUGACUCAAUAGUGGCGGCAAUCAUCAAAUGUGCCAACUUCGCUGCCAUCAAGCAUACCAAUCAAAGAAGAAAAGAUUCUGAGAAAACACCGUACAUUAAUCACCCCAUUGGAGUAGCUAAUAUUCUUACAGAUGAAGGACAUGUCUAUGACUUGGACGUAAUUCAGGCUGCUUUGCUUCAUGAUACUGUUGAGGACACAGAUACGACGCUUGAUGAAAUCGAAAGACACUUUGGGAAGAGCAUCAGAACCAUUGUAGAUGAAGUUACUGAUGACAAAAAUCUACCAAAAGCUGAAAGGAAGCGAUUGCAAGUUGUUCAUGCAAAAACCUCCAGUCACAAUGCCAAGUUGGUGAAACUUGCGGACAAGCUUUACAAUCUACGUGACCUUGAAAGAGAGACCCCAGAAGGUUGGACGCCAGAGCGGGUGAAAGAAUACUUUCUGUGGGCCCGAGACGUUGUUGGUAACUUACGUGGAACCAAUGAUAUAUUGGAACAAAAGCUCGAUGAAGUUUUAGAAAGAAAUAUUCACAAAAACACCUCGUGAUACCUUCCUACUCGUGGAACUCAACAUUUUCAGCUGUGAUAUCUGUAGAAAUCAAAACUGUGAUUUAAGUUUAAGGUGUGGUUUACUUAAAGGCCACCCUUGAAACUGUGCUGUUAUUCUCGAUCUGUGUUUAAGCUGUCAUGAAUGAAAAGUGCGAGGAAAGAAGCUGUCAUCUUUCCUUCCAUAUCAGGAUAUAUUUUUUUGAAUGGAAACUUUGCUUUUGAGAAAGUAGUUUAAGUUGAAUAGACUUUUACAUAUCAAUCAGA
Bemisia tabaci is the source of this 1097-nucleotide messenger RNA. RefSeq names its product Metazoan SpoT homolog-1 (gene Mesh1). Gene Ontology annotation, molecular function: guanosine-3',5'-bis(diphosphate) 3'-diphosphatase activity. The record is from RefSeq and is a predicted model, not a curated record. NCBI's taxonomy places the organism in Eukaryota, Metazoa, Arthropoda, Insecta, Hemiptera, Aleyrodidae.